AUGCCGAUACCUACACGAAGGCUUUCCCUCCGCGAGCCUCGCAUCGCCCAGCAACGGAAACCUCCCGAUCUCGACCGCGAAGUUACGAUCCCCGAAGUCGAAAGUCCCCGGUCAAUCAAACCCCGCUCAAACACCAUAUCAACCACUACCACAACGUCUACAGCCGGGUUGACAUCCGCACCAUCCCGGAACUCAAAUCUGCCUUCGCAUAACCAGCCGAUGUCAAUCUCGGGCCUUCCACAGCCAGCCACUACCGCAGCACCAACAAACUCUGGAGGUAAUGGUGGCAAUGGCGAUGAUCGCGCCAUCCCAUCCCGUCGUCGCAGUUUCUUGCCACAGCGGAGCACCUGGCAGAGGGGUGGUGGAGGAAUGGUUCCUUCGGGUAGAUCACAGCUACAGAUGGAGGAUAAUACAUUAUUGAUACGGCCACGCAUUCAAGAAGCCCAGACUCCAGCGCCCCAGUCACCUGUGUCAGCCCCACCUGCUGAAACCUCGGCUCCCGUCCCGGACCUUCCACAGCCAAUUCCUCCGCUAUCGCCGUCAAAGCUAUCCAGACCGGUGGCAAGUCUUACGCGAACCCAGGCUGUAGGCGUGAGCCGAUUGGAGCGACCGGGGUCGGCGAAUGCGCCUAAAUCGGACACAUUGAAUUGUGUAGAUGGACCUACCUCCCGCACUCGCCUGGAGAGAGCUGGGUCCUCCAGCACCACCAGCUCGCAAUUAUCGAGACCUCAGAGUGUGCAUAUGGCAGCAAAGGUUGAGAAUCCUGGCUCGUCAAGCACGAUAACCUCACAGGGAUCGAGAACACAGAAUAAAUCCACACAGCGCUUAGAGAGGCCUGAACGGCUUGGAUCAGGGAACACACCCAUACCGGAGGCUAGGAAACCUCAAACUGCAAGCGUAACUCGAUUGGAGAGGUCCGCAUCGUUAAGGCAACCCAUUGCGUCGACGAGAGUUACCACAACUGCGAACCAUUCGCGGCACCAGAGCCAGGUUGUAGGUUCGACGAAGGGUCAUACAGGUGCGAAACAAGGCGAGGGCAACAUAAGCUUGACUCCGUCAUUAAAGGCGAGCAAGCCUCAGUUCUCUACGUUCCAGCAACAUUACAGUCCCAAAAAGGGACCGAAAACUAAGCCGCCUAUUCCCCCUGCCUCGACAUCCUCUACAGUCACAACUUUGGGGGCACGAGCUGGAAUAGAGUCGUCCUCACAGACCCAUCCGCACGUAGCAGCCCUGCAAAUAGAACUCCUCCAACUCCAUCUCCUUCAUACCGACUCUAUACGAGCUAAACGAGACUGGGAAUACAAUGUUGAAGAGCAACUGGGUAAACAGUACAAAACAGUCGUGGCCAAGUACCAUACACUUCUCGCUCAAGAGCAAGCAGCGCAGCGUUAUACCAACAACCAAGCUCUUAGCAAAUUAGCGGCAGAUAGCAAACCAAACACGAACAAAAGCAACACGAAUGAUCACAACGGUGCUUACGACUUCUCGGAGCAAAUACAGGUAUUGUCCCGUGUGAUACAGGAUGUCGCAACGCUUACAGAUAUGCGCGGGGGCAGAUAUAUUUCGUGCGUCCGCACCUUUGGGAAAUGGUUCGAACACGUGGCAAGGGUGAGACAGGGCAGGGCCGGAAGCCGGAAUAGGCUCCGGCCCCAGGAAUCAGCCGUUACCGUUAGCAAACGCAACGGCAGCGGCGAUGAUGACGACGAUUGUAAUUACGACACGGACCGGAACGGUGAUAAUGAACAGGACGCAAGCAGCCACAAGUACGAAUUCAUAGACCCCCUUAGCUUCAAGUGGAAGGAGGAAGUCACUGCGCUGGCUAUGAAACUGGAACUCUGCGCCAGAGAGCUAGACUGCCUUGAUGUGGAUAUGGGAAUGGCAGGCGGCGAAGAAACAAGUGUCGAUUUAGAUACGGGUGGUCAAUCCGGGGAUGGAUAUCCCCCAUCGUCUGCGUUGGUUCGCGUUGUGAAGGGUCAUAAAAUGCUGUUAGCGUCGAUGAUUGAGGAGUUGGAGGUUAUGAGUGCGGUUGAGGCGGAUGUUGGGGAGUUGGAGAGGUUGUGGGUUCGGGAGGCAGUUGAUCGGCUGGGUUCCGGUGGCACCGCUGCUUUUGCUGGUGGUGAGAGGGAAGAGAGACGACCGGCUUGGGCUGUUGGGUAA
Messenger RNA from Histoplasma capsulatum G186AR, 2157 nucleotides. RefSeq lists its product as uncharacterized. The record is from RefSeq and is a predicted model, not a curated record. The transcript is spliced from 2 exons. NCBI's taxonomy places the organism in Eukaryota, Fungi, Ascomycota, Eurotiomycetes, Onygenales, Ajellomycetaceae. The coding region runs from base 1 to 2157 and encodes 718 amino acids.